AUGGGCUGCGCUAGUUCCGCGCCCACCGCCAACGCGGCAGCGGGGGAGGUUGGGAAUGGCGGCGAGGGCCAGGCGGAGGAGUGGACGCUGUGCGGAUGCGGGGGGAAUCGGCGCGCUAAGGAGGGGAAGGUGCGGACGCAGGCGGGCGGGGAGAAGAGGCGGAUGACCAGGGAAAACGAGGCGCAGAAAGGGGAGGCACUGAGGGACGGGCGUGCGGUUAAGAACGAGCGGAACGCGGAAGUGAUGCGCGGUGGGGACCGAGUCGAGGAGAGGGACGAGAGGAGAGAAGCGCACGACGGGAGAGUGGGAGGCAAGGUGCGCGCAGAGGACGGGCAGAAUGGCGCGGAGCGUUGCGAUGGCACGGGGAUGAACGGCGGAGCAGGGGGCGGCAGGCUCAAGGUGCGCUGCACUGAGGGGGCUGCGGGCAGGGGGAGGGUGCAGGCAGGGCGCGCUCUGGCCUGGCAACGAGGGGGGCGCGGCGGGGUGGGGGGGGACUCGGGGAGGAAUGCGCGCGGAGCGUGCUGCCCCCACGGCCCACCCAGCUCGCCCAAUCCGCGGCCAGCACGCAAUCCCCCACCAGGUGCCAUACUCCCUUGCCACCACGUGCCAUUCCACUUUGCCGCUCCGCAUCCUGCCCGUGCCAUCUCCUCAAUGUCCCCCGCCAGGGUGGGCGUGCUGGCGUUUGAGGUGGCGGCGGCGGUGGUGAGGGCGGGGGUGGUGCGGCAGUCAGUGGAGGGCGAGGACGUGGACGAGCUGCGCAGGGAGGUGCUGGCGUCUGAUGGCAUCGCCUUCCUGCUCUCCUCCGACUUCAACCACGUCUGGCAGAUCGCCGCCCGCGAUAAGUGGGAGGAGGUGGGGCGGCUGGCAGCGAGUGUGGCGCGUCUCGGCUCGCAGUGCACCGACACCGCUCUGCACUCCCUCGCCCUCCGCUUCUCCAGAGGGCAGUGGUGGGGGGGGGUGGCAGGGCGGCCACAGUACAGCAGCGAGCGCAUGAUCACGGCUGUUACCCCCAUUCACAGUCAUCACCCCCGUGCUCCCUGUGCUGUGCCUACCCACCUUGCUCCCCAACUCGGGACCCAAUGCCUGCAAGCCAUAGAUGCUUCUUACACCGCCUUCCACCCACCGUGCUCAUCCCUCGCCCCGCGCCUUGUCCCCCUCUCCCAUCUCAGCCUGGCUGCAGCAGUGAGGGAGCGGCAGGGGGGUGGGGGGGAGGAGCAGGGGGGGGUGGAGGAGGGGGAGGCGGUGGACGAGCUGCUGCUGCAGCUGGAGGAGGACGCCCAGAUCACCAUGGAGCUGAGGCGCGAGGUGCUGCUGCUGGAGGCCAUGCGCCGCGACAUGGAUGCCGCAUGUGACACUGGUGCCCAUGCUGGGGAGAGGGCGGCGGAGUUGAGAGCACAGAAGGAGCGGGUGCGCGCCAUGCAGGAGAGUUCCUUCUGGGACCGCCCCCUCCAUGAGUUGGUGCGGCAGCUGGCGCGUGUUGUGGACCACCUCAUCCGCCUCGUCUCCUCCACCUUCGGGCCACUGCCACCGGACGUCCCUCUGCUGCCCGUGCGAGGGAAGGGCGCACAGGCGGAAGGGGGGAGGGAGGGGCAGGCGGAAGGGGGGAGGAAGCUGGGGGAGUCGGGCAUGGCGCUGGCGUAUGCGCGGCUCAUCAUCGCCAUCGACCUGCUGGUGGGAAUGCAGGGGGCGGAGAGUCGGAGGGACUACCUGUACUCGCUGCUGCCACACUCGCUGCGCUGCAAGCUCAAGGGGGCGCUGCUGCAGUCCCAGCACAUCUGCAUGGUGGGCAUAGCCUCCCUCCGCCUGGAACCUGAAUGCAAGUCAUGCUGUGCUGCAGCCUCCAGGUACGCGAGUGACGUGCGGGUGCGGGGAGGCAGUGCGUUGAGUCGCCUGCAGACCCUACAGCACGUGGAGGAGGCGCGGAUGGAGCGCCUCGUGCUGCUGCUGCUCAUCGGCCUGCAGCACCUCGCCAGCCGCCAGCAGCUCCCCCCUCCUCCCGCCCCCGCACCUGCGGCUCACGCACCUGCACCUGCCCCCGGCGCCGCCCCACCACACGGGGUGGGCGAGGGGGGGAGCGGCAGCAGUGGGGGCGGGCCCAGUGGCAAGUACGCCAUGACAGGCGCUGGGGCCGGCCCGUGGGGCGCUGGCAGGGGCGUAGGCAGGGCAGGUGGUGGCGCAGCUGAGAGGAGGGGCGGGGGUGCGGGGGAAGAGGGGAGGGAGACGAGAGAAGUGGAGGGGCAGGAGGGUGAAGGGGGGAGCAGUGGCAAGGGGGAGAGCAGGGACGCAGCAGGCAGUGGAGGAGCUGGCUGUGGUGGUGGUGGUGGUGGCAGGGAGAGGGGGUGGGCGAGUCACACGCGGGUGUGGCACCCCAUCCCAUGCACCGCCAUCAGAGCCCCCUGCCCGCCGCCUGCCGCCCACGUGGCAGCUGACUUGGCCAGUGACGUGGCAGGUAUGGAGGGGCACUCGCCAAGCGUGCCUGCAGCAGGGCCCGCCAGCGAGGAGCGAGCCGAGAGGUCUGUUGCAGCACAUGCAGCGGUGGGCCCGUGGGGGCAAGAGGCAGAGCGGGGAGAUGCCGGCACAGCCGAGGCAGGGAGCGGUACGACGGCAGCAGAGGCGGGUGCAGCAGAGGGUACAUGCGAGGAGACCGGCGAGGGCAGGGCGCCGAGCAGCGAGGGGCGCGUGGGCAGCCCCGGUGGCAUGCAGGACGUUCCUCCCAUCGACCUGCACGCCGCUGCUCUGUCAGCCCACCCGCAGUGGUCGCCGGGGUCAGGCAGCGACCCCCCGUCCCCCGCUCCCCUGCCGUGGUCGGGGCCGCUGAGCGAGCGCAGCAGCGUGGGGCGUGCGUCCCAGGCCAGCAGCCCCGGUGGCGUGGCGUGGAGCGGCGGUGUGCGGCGCACGGGCAGUGCGGAGGGCAGCCGGGAGGGCGAGGGCGUGGAGGAGUGGAGCGAGAUCCUGGGCCACUUGUCGUCCGCCGCCCGUGGUGCCGUGGGGGGGUUGACCGGGGAGGGUGAUGGGGGGAUUGCUGUGGAGAAUGCAGUGAUGGUGGGGAGCGAGGGUGUGGAGAAUGUGAGUGUGGGGAGUGUGAGUAGCGGGCGGCGGGAAUGGAGGGUGCCACAGAGUGUGCCUGAGGAGGAGGAGGAAGGCGAGGAAGGGGAGGCCAGGGGUAAGGAGGAUCAAGGGGAAAUAGAGGAGCAAGUGGGCAGUACAGUUCACAGCGGCACAGGGGAAGUAGCUCCACCAUCAGCAGAGCCAGCAGUGUUGCCGCCAUUGGUGGAAUCGGACUCGUGUCCAUCUGUCCCUCCUGUAUCUCAUCUGCCCACCGAGCCUUUCACCCCUGGGUCUCUCAUGCCACCAUCGCCCUCUGCUGCCAUGCCACCGCGCUCCGCCCUGCUAGCCGGUGCAGCACCUGCAGCAGGCAGUGUGGACGACGCCAUGCCCGCCACUGUGCUUGCCACCGCCGUUCCCAGCAGCGUGGCGGCAGAAGGGGGCCCGGUGGCGAGGGUGCGGGCGAGGGCCCCGCGGGCGGGGUGGAAGAGCAAGAGCCAGCCGCUGGAGCGACUGGCGGCGCGCAUGAAGCAGCGGCAGCAGCGGGCAGCGGGGCAGCUGCAGGAGAGCACAGGCGUGGCGGGCAGAGGGGGCAGCCCCCAGCUUCAGCUGCAGGGCGAAGGGGGAGGCAGGGGGCUGGCAGGGCGACAGUCGGUCUCGCGCACUCUGAGUCGCCUGCAGCAGCACCAUGCCAACAGCCUUACCGCCUCCUCUGCUGGCGGCGCUGCCCUGGGCGCGGACUCCCCUCUCCACGCGCGUAUGCUGCGCCGCGCUCUCACUCCCAACCCCGGCGCUGCUGCUGGCGGCAGCCACAGCGGAGGGCUGGAGAGGCGUGUGGGGAGGGGGCUGGGGGGCGCGUGGGAGGGGGACAUGGGGGUGGGGGUGGAGGGGGAGGAGGAGGAGGAGGCAGACAUCGACCGCAUCCUGGACGCGCGGCCUGACAUGGACAUCAGCGCCCUCAGCCCCAUGCUCAUGCGCUCCCCCUCCUUUGGCCGCCAGCAGUACUGGAUGGUGUGA
Closterium sp. Naga37s-1 is the source of this 4062-nucleotide messenger RNA. Lineage: Eukaryota; Viridiplantae; Streptophyta; Zygnematophyceae; Desmidiales; Closteriaceae. The record is from the annotation of a GenBank genome assembly.